Messenger RNA from Danio aesculapii, 4147 nucleotides. RefSeq names its product GTPase IMAP family member 8-like. The record is from RefSeq and is a predicted model, not a curated record. The coding region runs from base 52 to 3438 and encodes 1128 amino acids. The transcript is spliced from 6 exons. Lineage: Eukaryota; Metazoa; Chordata; Actinopteri; Cypriniformes; Danionidae. Gene Ontology annotation, molecular function: GTP binding.
ACAAACACUGACAGCCUCUGCGUGCCAAAACAAAGUAAAACCGCAGAAGACAUGAUGGCAUCAGUAUAUAAUGAUAAUACACCUGAUGUGAGGAUUGUGCUGCUGGGGGUCUGUGGAGCUGGAAAGAGUUCAAUGGGAAACGCAAUACUGGGCGAAGAGCUGUUUAAAGAGAGCAGAACGAGAGAGAGCGAGAUACAGAGAGGAAGAGUAGAAGACAGAAACAUCUCCAUCAUCGACACUCCAGGAUUCUUCAACACUCACCUGACUGCUGAAGAGCUGCAGAAUCAGAUGAUGAAGAGUCUGGAUCUCUGUUCUCCUGGACCUCAUGUGUUUCUGCUCAUCAUCAACCUGGAGGACUUCACAAAUGACCAGAAGAACGUUGUGCAGAAAGUCCUGAAAAGCUUCGGAGCUCACGUCUUAAAGUUCACAAUGGUGCUGUUUACUAGGAGAGAGAAAAUGUCAAAGAAAGAAUGGAUGCUCUUUAUGCUGAGUGCAGAAUUUCAGGAGCUAGUCGGUCACUUCAGAGGACAAUAUCACGCCAUCAACAGUACAAAUCAGAUUAAUCAAAGUCACAUCACAGAACUUCUCAAGGAAAUCGAUGAUAUGAUCAAACAGAAUGACGGCCAGCAUUACAGCGAGAUUUAUUCAACGCCUCGAACGAAGAGUAAAAAUGCAAAGAAAAAUCUAAAUGGAAAAGAAAACCGAAGUGAGCAAGAGAAAGAGAUUAUACAGGAACAAAUAAAAAUAGUGUGGGACACAUUUGAAAUGGAGAGUGUAACAAAAAGUCCGACCGCAAACGCAUUCACUGUACAGAAAAAGGAAAGAAUAGUUAUUCAUAUGAGCGAAACUACAGGACCUCGUGUGUAUGAAGAAUGGGUUCAAGAUGAAGACCAGACGGAUGCCAAAACGAUUGUUGUAGAACAAUCCACAGAAUUACAGAGACACCCGUUUGAAAGACGGGAAGAAAAAAAUACAAUCCAGAUGCCAAAAAGUAGCGGCAAAAUGAGCGACAAGGGUAAAUUAGGACAGAAAAAGACCAAAGGAGAUCUCAGGAUCGUGAUGAUGGGUAAAACUGGAGUUGGAAAGAGCGCUACAGGAAACACUAUCCUGGGAGAAAAAAUGUUUAAAGAAGAAUUAUCUGCUGAAUCUGUGAGUGAGAAAUGCCAGAAACAAGAGAAGGCCGUCAACGGACGAACCAUCUCCGUCAUCGACACUCCAGGACUGUGUGAUACAUCAAUCAGCAAUGACGAAUUGAAGAAGGAAUUGGUGAAGUGUGUAGAGAUGUCUGUUCCUGGUCCUCAUGCCUUUCUGUUGGUCCUCAGGGUGGACGUGAGAUUCACAGACGAAGAGAAAAAAACAGUGAAAUGGAUCCAGGAGAACUUUGGAGAAAAAGCGACACACUACACCAUCAUUCUGUUCACUAGAGGAGAUCAGUUAAAAAACAUAACCAUAGAGGAGUUUCUGACUAAAAACAAGAGUAUUAAAGAGUUAGUCGACCAGUGUAAAGGUGGCUAUCAUGUUUUCGAUAACACAGAUCAAGCCAAUCGAGCACAGGUCACUGAACUUAUAGAGAAGAUAGACUCAGUGGUGGAGAAUAAUGGAGGAGAGCAUUACACUAAUGAGAUGUACAAAGAGACUCAGAGAAAGAAAAUAUUGACGAAGGUAAAACAUGCAGCAUUAGUGGGAGCCUCUGUUACAGGUGCUGUAGGUGCUGCAGUAGGAGGUGUGGCUUUAGUUGCCGCUACUGGUGGAUUGGCUUUACCACUACUUUUAAUAGCAGGAGGAACAGCUGUAGCAGGAGGAACAAGUGGAAAACUCAUUGCUGAUAAGGUGAAAGACGUAAAAGAGAAAAAAAAAUCAUCAAACCAACAGAAGAAACUACAGGUUUAUUUUAUUAAUAACAUGCAGAUGUAUUAUAUCUUGAUCACCACUACAAUCUUUAAUGAGAAGUGCAAUGAUUUUAUUUUUAAUCUGUUCUCUUCAUCAGAUGUGAGGAUUGUCCUGGUGGGUAAAACAGGGUCAGGAAAAAGUUCAUCAGGAAACACCAUCCUGGGCAGAGAUGGGUUUAGGACGGGAACCUCCUCUAACUCUGUAACACGAUGCUGUGAGAAACACGUGGCAGACGUGGAGGGUAAAAACAUCUCAAUCAUCGACACUCUAGGAUUAUAUGACACAUCAAUGAGUGAAGAAGAACUAAGGAAAGAGAUUGUGAGAUGUGUCUGCAUGUCUGUUCCUGGUCCUCAUGUGUCUCUGCUGAUCAUCAGACUGGGGAGAUUCACAGAUGAAGAGAAAAACACUGUGAAAUGGAUUCAGGAGAACUUUGGAGAAGAAGCUGAUCGAUACACCAUCAUUCUGUUCACUCAUGCUGAUGCACUGGAGGGAAAACCUGUAGAGGAGUAUAUCAGAGAAAAUAAUGAUCUCCAGGCUCUUGUUAAUCAGUGUGGAGGCAGAUUUCACUCAUUCAACAAUAAAUACAAGAGUACUCAAUCGCAAGUCUCUGAACUGAUGGAGAAGAUUGAAGAGAUGGUGGAGGAGAAUGGAGGACAGCACUACACUCAUGAGAUGUAUAGAAAGGCUCAGGAGAAGAUUGAAAAUGAGAUUUUUUAUAAAAAAAUGAAAGAGAUUAUUCUGGUGGGUAAAACUGGGUCAGGAAAAAGUUCAUCCGGAAACACUAUACUGGGAUUGGGUGACUUUCAGUUUAAGACAAAAAUGUCCUCUAAGUCAAUUACUAGAAGCUGUGAAAGACAUGUUGCAGAAGUGGAGGGUCAAAUCAUCUCAGUCAUCGACACUCCAGGAAUAUGUGAUACAUCAAUGAGUGAAGAAGAACUGAAGAAAGAGAUGGAGAGAUGUGUCUACAUGUCUGUUCCUGGUCCUCAUGUGUUUCUGCUGGUCAUCAGACUGGGGAGAUUCACAGAAGAAGAGAAAAACACUGUGAAAUGGAUUCAGGAGAACUUUGGAGAAGAAGCUGCUCGUUACACCAUCAUUCUGUUCACUCAUGCUGAUCAACUGAAGGGAGAACCUUUAGAUGAGUAUAUCAGUGAAAGUAAUGAUCUCAAGGCUCUUGUUAAUCAGUGUGGAGGCAGAUUUCACUCAUUCAACAAUGAAGACAUGAUUAAUCGCUCACAGGUCACUGAACUGAUGGAGAAGAUUGAGAAGAUGGUGAAGGAGAAUGGAGGACAGCAUUAUACUAAUGAGAUGUAUAAAAAGGCUCAGAAAAAGAUUGAAAGUGAGGCUUUUAAACAAAAAAUGUUCGACUAUGGAAAAAAAGCAUUACUAGUAACAGGAGCAGUGGCAGCAGGAGCAGUGGCAGUAACAGGAGCAGUAGCAGGAGCAGUAGCAGUGGCAGCAACAGGAGUAGGAGGAGCAGCAGCAGCAGGAGCAAGAGUUGCAAAAGGAGCAUUUACAUUUACAGCAGCAAGGUUGCUACAGCUUAACUGAUUGAACAACAGUGACAGGAUGAGGUGUGCUAGAUUGGAGUUUAAGUUUUUUUUCGCUUAAAACUGACAUUUUCACACAUUAAAAGCUUCAGUGACAACAUAGUCAUGCAAAUAAAUAAGUGAACAAAACUUUAAAUAUAUCACUUUCACAUUCAUUUUGGUGUCGGACCAUCACCAAAAAUUAUUCUACUUUCACAGCCAUAUAAACUAAUGGCAAUAAAAAUUAUUGUAUUUUAAUCAGUCUCUAUGUGAACAUACAGUAGAUAAGCUUUUCCAGAACACAUUCAGCAGUCAAUUGAAAAGUGCUUUAAAAUAGGAGAGAGCACAUACAGGUUUGUGCUUUCAUUGUGUCUGCUUUAAAAUCAGUGUAAACGAUGUACGCAAGAAAAUAUGAAAUUUCAAUUGCUUAAUAUUAAAUUGUCAAAUGUUUAAUAGUAACGUAAGGGUAUAUAACAGCAACAUUUGUCACAAUAAGUUUCUUUUUCAACUAAAAACUGAGUUGGAUUUCAGACAAAGUCAAAUAAUACACAAUACAUACAAUAUUAAUUGUAAUAAAUUUAAGAUCAAAUGUACUGGAUCAUUAACAGAGGUCAUACCAACAAUAUGUGGGAGAGUUAUUUUUUUUCCCUAGUGAUUACCAUUAAUUAUAAUGUAUGUCGCUUGUGAGAAGGAACAUCUUCUGUACAUUGUCAAUAAAGGCUUUAGCAUGA